CGUGGGUGGCGAAGGAUGGGCCCGCGCGGCGCGGCGAGCUGGCCCCGAGGCCCCGUCCCGCGGCGGCCGCUGCUCCCCGCCGUCUCCCCGCCGCUGCCGCUGCUGCUGCUGCUGCUGCUGCCGCUGCCGCCGGGCUCGGGCGCCGGGGCGCGCCGGCCCCACCUCGUCUUCGUGCUGGCGGACGACCUGGGCUGGAACGACGUGGGCUUCCACGGCUCGCACAUCCGGACGCCGCGGCUGGACGCGCUGGCGGCCGGCGGGGUGCGCCUGGACAACUACUACACGCAGCCGCUGUGCACGCCGUCGCGGAGCCAGCUGCUCACCGGCCGCUACCAGAUCCACACGGGUUUACAGCACCAAAUAAUCUGGCCUUGUCAGCCCAGCUGCGUUCCUCUGGAUGAAAAACUCCUGCCCCAGCUUCUAAAAGAAGCAGGCUACAUUACCCAUAUGGUCGGAAAAUGGCACCUGGGAAUGUAUCGGAAAGAAUGCCUUCCAACCCGCAGAGGAUUUGAUACCUACUUUGGCUAUCUCCUGGGUAGUGAAGAUUACUAUUCCCACGAGCGCUGUACAUUAAUCAAUGCUCUGAAUGUUACUCGAUGUGCUCUUGAUUUUCGAGAGGGUGAAGAAGUAGCAACAGGAUAUAAAAAUAUGUAUUCAACAAACAUAUUUACCAAAAGGGCUACAGACCUCAUAGCUAACCAUCCACAAGAAAAGCCUCUGUUUCUCUACCUUGCUCUCCAGUCUGUCCAUGAACCCCUUCAGGUCCCUGAGGAGUACCUGAAGCCAUAUGACUUCAUCCAAGAUAAAAACAGGCAUUACUAUGCAGGAAUGGUGUCCCUUAUGGAUGAAGCAGUGGGAAAUGUCACCGCAGCCUUAAAAAGCCAUGGACUCUGGAACAACACAGUGUUCAUCUUCUCCACAGAUAAUGGAGGGCAGACUUUGGCAGGGGGUAAUAACUGGCCCCUUCGAGGAAGAAAAUGGAGCCUAUGGGAAGGAGGCGUUCGAGGAGUGGGCUUUGUGGCAAGUCCCUUGCUGAAACAGAAGGGUGUGAAGAACCGGGAGCUCAUCCAUAUCUCUGACUGGCUGCCCACUCUCGUGAAGCUGGCCAGGGGAAGCACCAAUGGCACCAAGCCUCUGGACGGCUUCGACAUGUGGAAAACCAUCAGUGAAGGAAGCCCAUCCCCCAGAGUGGAGCUGCUGCAUAACAUCGACCCAAACUUUGUGGAUGUCUCACCAUGUCCUGGGAACAGCAUGGCUCUAGCAAAGGAUGAUUCUUCUCUUCCAGAAUAUUCAGCCUUCAACACAUCUGUCCAUGCUGCAAUAAGACACAGAAACUGGAAACUCCUCACAGGUUUCCCAGGCUGUGGUCACUGGUUCCCUCCACCAUCUCAACACAACGUUUCUGAGAUAACCUCCUCAGACCCACCGACCAAGACCCUUUGGCUCUUUGAUAUUGAUCAGGACCCAGAAGAAAGACAUGACCUGUCGAGAGACUAUCCCCAUGUUGUCAAGCAGCUCCUGUCUCGCCUGCAGUUCUACCACAAACACUCGGUGCCUGUGCACUUCCCGGCACAGGACCCCCGCUGUGACCCCAAAAGCACGGGUGCUUGGGGCCCUUGGAUGUAGGAGUUUGGGCAGCUCAGGGGGCCGGUGGGGGGCAAGAAAACCUUUCUGUUGCAAGCUGGACCUCAGUCCUUCACUCCUGUGAGUCUUGUUAAUUUUCUCCCAAUCUGGGUUCACCUGACCCUUAUUCUAAACCACACUGAGGUGUCUCAUUUCAACCCCUAGUGCAUUUAAGAACCUGGUAAAAUCUGAAACACUCCACUUAUGGCUGGGGCAUGUGUGCCGAGGAGAGGUGGGCUGGUUCACCACUCUGCUGAGCUGUGGGACAGCUGGGAACUGCACUUGACCUGGGAAGUCCUCAUUGAGUCCUGGAGGCUGGAGCAGCUGGCUCUUUUUGUCUCACACGUCAGAUGUUAGAUUUCCUUCUGCCAAUAGCUGGUUUUUAUUGGAAUGACUUGCAUUUUUUGUAACAAAUGAAGAGAGCAGACAGUUGUUAAUGGUUCUCUUAGCCAGGGGUCCUCCCUGUCUGUGCAGGUUCCCGUGCAGGCGUCCCGUGUGAGUGACACCCCCUCAGUUCACCCUCGUCACUCAUCUUGUCACGGAGCAUAAGGCCCCUUUCUUGUUAAGAUCAGCAUGGCAGUAUGCCUAUUUCUUGGUUUUGGUUUUUAUAAUGAAAUGUAUUUUUAUCCCAAGUUUUUUUCCCCAGCCAUUUCUCAUUAUGCUACCCCCAGCUUCCCUGCAGUUAUUUUCCUCCCCUUCCUUUUGACUCAGGUGCCCUGUGCCUAGGAGGGCUGCUUGGCCCGUCCAUCUGAGCACCACUGAUCUGGAGGCACUGCUGGGGCUGCCUUCCUUUUGCUCCUAAUGCUGAAGCCAGAGGCCUGCCCAGAGGAGGUGAUGGCUCUGUGAGCAGGUUCAUGGUGCACAUGAAGAGAGCUAGGUGGGGGCACUUGGACAUGUCUCAGCUGUUUGGUGAGGUUUUUUUUUUCUAGUUGCAUAGAGUUUAUUGUCAUGAAUGUGUGACUUUGUCUCAUAAUAUAUUGAGUUGCACUGCUGUUCGCUAGCAAUGAGGAGAAACAAAAUUAACACCUGAUAAUUUUGUCCCAAAAUGAGGGAAGAGGGAAAUUUGAAGGGAUAGGGCCAGAAUGUGGGAUACUGGGCAUUGGUAAGUCAAAGGAGAGUUCAUCCACAUUUCUCUUAAUCUCUCAGUGUUACUGCUGCAUUGAACUUGUGGGAUUGGGGAAAGUGGAUGCACAGUUUGACCUUCCAGCCCUUUCUCAGUGCCUCUAAUGAUGUACUAAUAUGAAUCAGUUCAGAUUAGCUCCAAAGAAUGUCAAAUUCAGAGAAAAAUGUGCAAGAAUGACACCUUUUUGCAUUAGCUCCACUUUUUCAUUGGCCUGUGUAAGGGGCAGGACAGGACACAGUGCAGGUUUUCUGAUCCCAUGCAGACCGGGUAAAGGAGGAGUCAGAGUCCUCAGUAGUUUUGCAAGUUUUUUAUUGGGGUUCACCAGGCAUAUGGCAGGCAGGGGUGCUGGCUGGGGGGCUGGGAGGCUGACAGGCCUCUCAGCCCCCAGCAAGUCUUCACUCUAGCUGGGCUCUCUGGCGUUCGUUCUGCUGCUUCUUGGCUUCUGCUUCUGCUGCUGCUGCUGCUGGCGUCCCCGUGACGCCGCCCUUAAAAGCACAGUCUUAGCUCAGCUGAAUCCCAUCUACCUAUGCCCACACCCUAUUCCAGGUGCCCGCCAUCAGGCAUGCAUUCAGGACAAGGAUCCAUCAUCUAUCCUGAUGGCGGAAGGGCAGAAAAGCCUGACAUUUUCUUUACCCUACAGCCUGCUUAUCCACAAUGCCUAACUCAGUACCUGCUACAGAGAAGUCGCUUGGUAUACUUUUUUAAGUAAAUGAAUGAAUUGGCAGAUGAAUAAAUGAAAAGGCCUCACACCAUGAAAGACGCUAGUCCAAUGAGCUGAAUACUGUGAUAAUAUGUCUCUUCCUACCACUGCUUUUCUGUUCUCAAGCGGAAGCACAGACUACAUAUCAGGGCAGUAAUAGGACACUCUGGGGUGAAGUUGUGAUGUCUUCUCUGGAUGAGGGCCAGGGAGAAAUAUACUAACCGUAGAUACUGUUUUGCUAAUAAUCCUCAGUUCUAUUUUUCAUAGAACACUAGAACCUAAAACCACCAAGUAAGAUGAUAUAGCCAGCCCUUCAAUUUAGCAGCACUAUUUUCUGGUCACUACUAACUUUCAUUAAAAUAAGAUGAUUGGAAGGAAAUGGUGCUAGAACUAGAAACACCUGUUAACUUACCUUUACCCCAUUCCUGGGUUGGCAAACCACUGGCCAAAAUGCCAUCGUCUCUCAUGCCCAAGCCUGUGGUAGAUAUAUGAACUGAGUGCACAUGUUCCUUCUGGUUCCUUCCAAUCCCACGGCUGUGAGAUUGUAGGUAAACCAUCACUACAUGACACCUCUUUGCUCUCUCUGCUGGACUCCCAGUAACUGUCCCCAAUUCUAAUUCCUUGAUUGCCAUCUUCAAUGUAAAUGUUCUGCACUAAAUGGGUUUAAAAAGAGUUUUAAAGAGUAAAUUUUUGUGAAACUUUUGAGAUUUCAUUUUAUCCAUAAUAGAAGUAUCUCACUAGAUUUUCUUAUUCUGUACUGGAAUGUGAGCAGGUGCACGUAUUGUCAUGAGAAGAAUUAAGUUGUUCUUUUCUGAAUUUGUUUACCUUUAAAGAAGGUGUUAUUUGUUUAAUUAUGAGAUAGUUUUUCUUCAUUACUACAUGAGUGUUACAUAUUUGGAGGACCAAAAAAAUUUAAAUUUUCUUUUAAAUUGUGUCAGCCAUGAGUAUGGGGUUUCCACUUGGGGUGAGCAAAAGUUCUAGAAAUAUAUAGCGGUGAUGGUUGUACAAGAUCAUGAUGCACUUAAUGUCCCUGAGUUGUACCUUUUAAAAUGAUUAAAAUGGUAACUUAUGUCAUAUGGUUUUUGCCACAACUUUUGAAAUGUGUCAGCCAAAUUUAUAGUAAAUGACUCAUAGCUCAAUAAAGCUAUUUAAUGAAUAUUACAAACAUAUCAGAGCUAAAAUAAUGUGUUAGUCAUUAUCCUCAAAAUACAAAUUAUAAACUAAAAUACUGGAGAAAUGUCAGGAGUGAAUAUAAAGUGAUAAUAAAAGAGUAUAUUAGUUCCCUAUUGCUGCAUAACAAUUUACCCGCAAAAUCUAGCAGCUUAAAACAAUAAGCACUCACUAUUCCACACAUUACAUGAAAUUAUUCCACACAUUAUAUCAAAACUUUAUGAAAGUAGUUUAGCUGUGGUGCUCAGGAUUUAAGAGAUUGUGAUCAAGCAAUUGGCCAGGGCUGCAGUCAUCUGAAGGCUUGAUUGGAGUUGGAGGAUCCACUUCCAGAAUGACUUACUCACAAGGCUCUUGGCUGAAGGUCUCAGUUCCUUGCCCACUGGGACCCUCCAGAGCUGCUCGAAUGUCUCACACAUGGCAGAUAACUUCCAACAGAGCAAGUAAUUCAGAGAGAGCAAAAGGGAGCUACAGUGACCUUUCUGACCUGCUUUCCAAAGUUUUACACUUCCUUAAAGACAAGUCAGAAAAUCCAGACCAUAGGCUAGGGGAAUAGCAUCAGCCCCACCUUUUGAACAGAGUGUCAGGUUUGUGGGGACUUAAUUGUCCAAUCAAGUCCACAUGCAUUUAUUAAAUGCUGUGAUUGGAAGAGAGAGUAGAAAAAAGCAUCUAACUGCUAUUUACAAUGACCAUGAACAAAUCAUGCAACCCUCCCUCUGCCACAGUUAUUUUUCCUUGUGAAGUAAUUGAUUGAAAUAGAUAAGCCCUAAAUUCUGUUAUCUCCCUAGUGUCCAAAACAGUGCCUGACACAUGCAACAUAGUCAAUAAAUGUUGAUUGACUCUCAACAGAAUGAAUGCCAAUGCAACAAUGUUAAAUAAUGUGUAAAAUGUAGUCUGUGUUGGGCUCCAUCCUAAAAAAGCACUCAUUUUCUAAAAUUAUUAUAACAAAAACUAAUUUUUGAGGAUUCAUUUAUGCCAGGCAUUGUUUAAAAUGGCAAAUUUUGUGUCAUAUGUGUAUAUAUGUAUAUAUGUAUAUGUAAUGUACAUGAUAACAACAUGCAUAAACAAUUGUAUCAGGGAAAUUCUUAAUCAGGAAGUUCAGAGACAAGUAAAAACCAGCAGAAAGAAUGGGUGGGCAGGCUCCGGGUCCUCUAACCUACUCUAACCAAAGUAGCUGCCCUUGUAUUUCUUUUAUAGAUUGGUGUUCCAUGUAAGACAAUUGUUUAAUGGUGAUAGAAGUUGACAUAGUAUUUUUGUUGGGGGAAAAGGACAUUGCCUAUAGCAGGACAUGUUGAAGCCUUGGGUAGUCCAGAGAAUCCUCUGAAUCUUGAUCUGAGUCAUCUUUACUUGCUGUGCCCAAAUGCAAAAAUUUACUGAAUACUCAAGUUAUUCACUUUACAGUUUAUAUUAUACCUGACUACAGAGUACUUUACAACAAACAAACAAAACACUUGCCCUUAGAGCAAAAGAGCACCACAUGUUUCUCUCACAUAUUCUCAGCAUGUGCUUCUUGUCGGACAGGCACGUAAAUAAAAACAUUUUCAAUGCUGCGAGGAAAGUCACUGUUAGAAGAAACCUUUUUGUGAAUCCUUUUGUAAACACAAUUGUAGGUUUUUAUAUUUGACAAAACCUGAAUACACGUGUAGCAUCCGCAAGGCAUGGAGCAGGUUCUCUGUUGAUUCAGAC
Messenger RNA from Talpa occidentalis (Iberian mole), 6299 nucleotides. RefSeq names its product arylsulfatase B (gene ARSB). Bases 16 to 1626 code for a protein of 536 amino acids. Lineage: Eukaryota; Metazoa; Chordata; Mammalia; Eulipotyphla; Talpidae. The transcript has 8 exons. The record is from RefSeq and is a predicted model, not a curated record.